Molecule: messenger RNA, 1805 nt
Organism: Xenopus laevis (African clawed frog)
Lineage: Eukaryota; Metazoa; Chordata; Amphibia; Anura; Pipidae
Product: P2X purinoceptor 7-like
Exons: 4
Coding region: 246-881 (211 amino acids)
Source: RefSeq, a predicted model, not a curated record
ACUAAUUUUUAAUUGAAGCGUCCCCUGUCAUGUGACUUUUGCCAGCAUUUUAUGAGAGAACUGAUUUGUGUCAGGCUGUUUGUUCCUUCUCAAUGAAACUGAGUGGAACGAAGUGGGACAUGGGUUGUUGUUUGGCUGCUGGGGAGGGGGGAGGAAAGGGUGAUAUCACUCCAAUUUGCAGUACAGCAGUAAAAAGUCAUAAAAGUUAAUAAAAGGACCAGUCACAUCACUGUUAAAUAUAAGGCAUGUCUACUGAAGGAGCAGAGUUAACAACAACAUCCUCUGAAGAAGAUCGGUAUCUUCAUCUAUUGCAAAGAAUGAGGAACCGACCAGAAGUUACAAAUUUAAGAGAUUGUUUCCCUUACAAUCCGUCAGUCUCCACAAUCCAAAAUACUGGCUCAUUACCUGAUACUGAGCAAGAUGAUAGUUUUGUAUAUAUUGAAAACGCGGAACGUCUGGGAAACACCAAUUGGUGUCUCUGUGGACACUGCAAGCCUAUGCCAAGUAUUAUGGAAUCCAUUUGUUGCCACGACGAACCGGCAAUAUAUGCAAAUUUACCAACAGAGGAUGGCUGUAUUAUCCAUGGCGACAAGUUCAAAACUGAGUUCCUGGUUAAAGAACGUGCAGAUUGGGCAUAUAAAAUCACUAAUUUCAAAUUACAAAAACAGCCGAAGGAAGAUAAAUACAUGAGGGGUCUUCGACAGGCAACAUAUCGCAGUUUUAGUGUUUGGAUAUAUGGAUAUUUGGGCACUGGAGUAAGGAAAGUUAUUCCGUCUUGUGCAGUUCAUGCUAUCCGAGAUGCAUACCCAGACCCUAACGGAAAAUAUGUGGGGUUUCUGAAUGCGUAUGAUUAUCCGGCAGAAUUUAUGAUUGAUUACUAAAAAUGUUUUGCACUACUGUUUUAAAGGAUCAAAAACACCAAAAAUUUAUAAUGUAUUAAGUAAUGAAAAUAUAAUGUUCAAUUAUCUUGAAAGUCUUUAUUUGCACAACAUGUUUCGGAGGAAUACCUCCUUCAUCAGGUGCUUGUCACUUUAUAACAAGCACCUGAUGAAGGAGGUAUUCCUCCGAAACAUGUUGAUUUGGAAGUAUUGUGGCAUGACUGUGCCAUUUCUCUGUUUGCGAUAACAUAUACUAAGUGAGCGUGGUACCACCCGAACUUUUGGGUAUACGCUAAGUAACCUGUGUGUUUUCUCUCUUUGAAUGGAUGCCCCGAUAACAACAAAUUUGAAUUUUCGUAUACAGAAAGUAGUCUUUCUAAAGCAAACACUAAAGUUUGAACAAAGCAAAGAAUCAGAACAUUAUAUUUUUAAUUAUUCUUAAUACUUUAAUUCUUGGUGUUUAUCUUUUAUAAUUCAUUAAAAUUAAGCAUACUUGUGUUAUGUUAUACUACCUCAUAUGCAAAAAGUUUGCAACACUGUGUUUUGUUCUUAAUGAAAAAUAAGACAAACCUAUUUGAAAUGUUUAAAGUUGAUGAAACUUUGGUUAACAUUGAUGAAAACUUGCACUAAAACUUAUUUGAAGUUGUCAAAUAAUAAAGCAAUGUACAUUUAUACACAGUUUACAUAAACAUUUGUUUAUUUUUGAAUAUUUCAACAAUUUGUAAGUAAAAACAUUUUUGGAAUGUUGACAAAACAACCACGUGUUCAGAUGCUGUACCUCAUAUGCAAUACCUUUAUAAUACUCUUGUAACAGUGUCUUUUAAAGUCUAUGCAAAAUAAGAAAAACCUAAUGAAAGGGGUUACAAUUUUAAAGGAAAAGUAACAUCAAAACGUUUUACAAUAAUAUUAGUUAGAAUACAACAAAAU